This is a messenger RNA of Bursaphelenchus okinawaensis, 5848 nucleotides long. Lineage: Eukaryota; Metazoa; Nematoda; Chromadorea; Rhabditida; Aphelenchoididae. The record is from the annotation of a GenBank genome assembly.
AUGCGGAGAUCCAUAACAUUUGUCUUGCUCUUGAUCUCAUUAUGCGGUAAGUUUUUGGGGUUUUGGUAAUUUUGAGUAUUUUUUAGUUUGGUUUGGAGAUCUCUGUAAAGGCAAGUAUAAUAUAAAGAGGUUCUGGUAAUUUUUGAAUAAAAGUAUUGUCAACAUUAUGAUAACAUCAUUUUAGACGCAAAACGUACCAUAUGUAUGCAGAAAGGCUUUGCCGUCGAAAAAAUAGGUUUUUAUCAGCGAAUCGAAAGUGCCAACCCAGCUGAUUGUGUAGAAAGAUGCAUCGAAAGCUGGGAAUCAUGCAAAUUGGCCGUUUUCUUACAAGCGCAAUCUAAAGUAAGUUGAUAUUAAAGCCAGUAAAAAGAUUUAAUAGUACCAAUAUGUCUUUAUUUUGUCAAUGACAGCGUUACAGUUUGUUAAAAUAAAAAAAACAUAAAACUUUCUUCAAAAAAACCCAUUUUUUAAUGUUUUAACAUGUUCUGGCCAAUAUAACUGUGCCUUAAAUGAAGAUAUAACUCUAAAAAACUAAAGAUAGACCCAGAAUAACAAUGCACACCUUUAGCGCCACAAAUCCCUGUGCCAACUCUACAAUGUCAACACAGAAACCGACUUUGUAGCGCUCCGUCAAGUCUCUCGCCACGAACCUCAAAGCACAGUGUUUGAGAUUCUAGAUUCUUGUCCACAAAAGGUCGCAGACCAAUCCCGAGAGUUUUUCGACACUCUAAGCCCAGCUCUCCGGCGGAUUCUAAACGGAAUCCCCACGAUCCAUCGUCGUUUAUCCGGUCAAUUCGAAAGUCGCGACGAUCUAGGUAAAGAAACUUACUUGGCUCCAGAGAAGCCUCUUUAUCCCUUCAACGGUAACAAAAUCAAGAGUAAAAGUAGCAACGAGAACUUUGAGGGCGAUCUCAUGGCCAAUGGAGGGGAUGGCGGAGCUCCAGUGCCUCGGGAACAAGGAGCGAUGAAGCCGAUUCAACCGAUUGUGGGGCAACAGCUUGGAAACGGCCAGGGAUUGUCGGCAUUUGCUGGAAAUACAGAUGACAGGAAUAGACAAGGUUACCUGACUGGUCCACAAGGCUUUGGCAGACCUGGCUUUAGCAGUUUAUGCCCGAGUAAGUUAGUCUUCGCCAAGUUUUGGGCGAAAAAUGUUAUCUUUCCUGCGAACUGCAAAAAAAUCGAUAGCUCGCGCCCUUGCUUUUAGAAAGAAACAAUAUUUUGUCGAACAUUUUUCUUUCUCUUCAUGAUUGUUCAGAAGUAUGUUUAUCUACACAGUAGAUAAUUUAAAAUCUUCCAAAAGAUUUUAUUUUAUUUUUAAAAAUUAUAUUAUUUUAGAUGGAAUAUGCCCAACUCUGCCUGGAGCCUAUCCUGCCCAAGUUAUACGAUACCCAACUGGCGCUGGUGUAUCUUAUCCUUGCAGUCCACUAAGACCGCCUUAUGAUCCAUGUGUUAAACCAACUCUAGGUAUUGAAUUGCCACAGGAAACAAAACCAUAUUGGUCUGAAUGGCUUCCUGUUGGGACUUGUUCGGUUACGUGUGGUACUGGAGUCAGGACCCGAAAACGAACAUGUUCUACUGGGAAUGAAGGCGAUUGUGAAGGUAAACUUUGUUUUAUUUUUAUUGAUUUGGAAGAUUUAAAGGUUAUUUUUGGCUGAGGGAAAAAUAAAAAUUAAGAUCAGGUAAUGGGUAAUGUUAUUUUUUUAUAAUUUCUGUUAUUGGAUAGAUAGGGACUAAAAAACUUCGGGAGUUUGGUACUUUAUAUUCCAUUAACUAGUUGAAGAAAGAGAUUAAAAUUUUUUUUUAAUUUUGUAUUUGCAGCAGUUUUGCAAAACAUCUAUUUCCUACCUUUUCCAGGUGAUCAAUCAAAAGAAGAGCCCUGUAUCCAGCCUGAAUGUAACGUAUGGACAGCUUGGACUGAAUGGGGACAAUGUUCAGCAUCUUGUGGAGGCGGGACAAAGUCCAGGUCACGAGUUUGUCGCAAUGGGAAAGAAUGCACUGGACCAAAAGAAGAUGUUCGUGAAUGUGCUGAGGAAGCUUGUCCUCAAUGGACAAACUGGACCCCGUGGGGAGAAUGUUCAGCUACUUGUGGUCAAGGAGUUCAACGGCGGAUCAGAGAGUGUAUUCCACCAGGCUCUGCUGAAUGUAGAGGACCUGCUGCUGAUCAUCAGCCUUGUGAGAACAAACCUUGUCCCACUUGGGGCCAAUGGGAGAGGUGGAGCGAGUGUUCGAAGAGCUGCGGCAUGGGAGAAAGGGUAAUUCUUAAACUUCUUUUGGCAAAAAUUAAUAGAAACAAGUCUAAAGACGAAUUUAUUAUGAUACCUGAAGAUUUACAAUGUGAAGGUAACAAUAAUAGUAUGUUUUUGUUUUUGCAGAUUCAGCAUUUUAACGGUAUUUUUGUUAAUUCUUAUAUAAGGUAAUGUAAUGUGUUUUAGGUAAGAAGAAGAGAAUGCUUAAAUGGAUUAGGUGACGACUGUUUGGGUCCUCAUGAAGAACAUUUACUCUGUAACCCACAAUCAUGCCCAGAAUGGACACAAUGGACUGUUUGGGGACAAUGUUCGAAAAGUUGCGGAGAUGAAGGGACGAGACUUCGAACGAGGUAACUUUAAUUAAAGUUGUUUUACUAUAAUUUACAUUUUUUAUGCGUUAAUCAAGAAGAAAUUAAAUUAUACAGCAAGUAUAAUAUAAAUAUUGUAAAAAAAUGUUUGUAUUUUACAGAAAAUGUCACUAUGAAGGUCUACCAGCAACUUCAUGUGAAGGUACGGCCCAAGACCAGUCAGCUUGUCAGCUCGACCCUUGUCCUCAUUGGGGGGCAUGGUCAUCGUGGACUUCAUGUAGCGCUUCUUGUGGUCACGGUCAACAAACACGACAACGAGAAUGUGAGCCAAAAGGAUUUGGAUGUACUGGCGGAGAUCGCGAGAUCAGAUUCUGUCAACAAGCAGUUUGUCCUUACUGGGAUCAAUGGUCUGAAUGGGCUACUUGUUCAGUAUCUUGUGGUAGAGGCUUGACAUCGAGGAAGAGAAAGUGUGUUAGGGAUGAUCCAUUGCCGGGGGCGGUUUUGCCGAGCGAUGAAGAGUUGGGUGGAAGCAGUUUGGAUGCGUUGAGGCCGGAGCCGGCACCAGAAUCUGACGAUGAGAACGAAAUAUCUGAGGUUGAGGCUACGACAGCUGAAAGUCAGGAAGGAAAUUCUAGGGAAAAUGGUAUGUUUGGCUUGGUGUUUCACUAAAUUUACUUAAAAUUGUUUUUUAUUAAGACUGUGUCAACUGUAAUAUUACAUAACGUAGUAUAUUACAGUCCAUACCUUACGUAACAAAGUCAACUUUUAAUAACAACCUUUAAACAUAAUUACAGACGCGAUAAAAGCACGGUUAAUUGAGCGCAACCAACGUCUUAAGAACGCGACAACGACGAAGAAGAAUCGUUCGACCAAGUCGAAACCCCAACUCAAGGAGCAGAUUCUUGAGGUCACUCAGAGUGCGGCAGCCGACCGGAGACGAGCUCCAACUAAAGCAACAUUACUAGAGCUGAGAGAUGCUCCAGAAGGAUGUCCGGGAGCUGAUUCGGAACAAAAAGAAUGCGACUCUGGACCAUGUUGUGAAUGGAGCAGUUGGUCCGCUUGGACGGAUUGUAAUAAUCCUUGUAGCUCGGGACAGAAGUUGAGGUAAUGGUGGAGUAUAUGAUAUUUAAGUUGCUAUAGUUUUUAUGUAAAUGUCUUUAUCGUGUUUUUAAAAUUUUUUUUGCGUUACUUCUUAUUGAAAUAUUAGAAAUUUUACGAGUUUUGAUUUUUUAGAAGCCGAUCAUGUCAAGUUCAAGUGCCAUAUCAUAGCCAUGGCAGUGGUACGGCUUUACGAGUGAAUUCUGGAGAACCACCAGCUCCACCAAACUACAUUAACAUAUAUGCACGACCGCCUCAACAACGCGAUCGUAAGUAUUUUAGGUUGAACAGUUCACAGAAUUUUUUUUUUACUUAUGAUAUAUAUAGCCGAGGUAUAUACUAGAGCUUUCAAUUUUAUACUACUCUUUAAGUUUUAGGCCUAGAAACAUAAAAUGAUCUAAUUUUGGCAUGUGUCAAUAUUUAUAUUGUUUUAGACGUAAAACGCUACAUAAACGAUCUUUCUCGCUCCAAACGUCAAUCUCCAUUUGGAUUUGGUACUCCAGAGACCUACGUCACUCCACAAAGUCUUCCAAUCUACGCUAAUCAACCCUUUAUUCAGCCAAUAGUCGGCCAACAAUCUUAUCCAUCAGUCAAUUCAUUCAGUAACUUGCCAGGCACUGCUCCAUUAGGUGCAGCUCUACCUACAGCUAGUUUACCUGGCCUAGGAGGACCAUCUUUGACUAAUAUUUAUGGUAAAAGUUGUGAAUGUCCGGGUAAAGCGGUGGAAACUGAUCAGUGUGACGCUUCUGAAGUCAGAGAUGCUUGUGGAAAUGGUGCUGGACUGGGUGCAGGAUUUGGAGCUGGAUCAGGCGGACCAGAAGGACCAAAAAGAGGUCAAACAGGAGGAGGACAACCGUUUGGCCAAAUUCAAGUGCAGCCGGCUGCCGUUAGUGGCCAUUCCAAGAGCGGCCAAAAAGGAAAAGGAUCUUCCACAGAGAUUAGAUCUGGAGAAGGCAAAGAAGACGGUGACAGCCUGGUUAUGGCAGUUAAUCAGAUGAUACAAGGUGGUACUGGUGGUCGGCAACAGUGUGAAUGGGGAAGUUGGGGCCCAUGGAAUACGUGUAGAGGCGGCUGUGAUAAGGUGAGUUGGUUAAACUAUUUUUAAAUGUAACACAAGCUUAUGGUCAGAAAGUAUCUAGAAAAUCACAAAAGUUAUAUUAUUUUAGGCGGAAACUUAUUGCUUUUGAAAAAAAAUAAAAUUUUAUUGCUUUAGGGUCAUAAAGCUCGCACACGAGCCUGUAAACAAAAAGAGGGUGGUAAAGGCGAGCAAACAUACGAUGUAAGGAAGUCGAGGGUGGCCCGAGAUCAACCGCCAUGUGAAUGUGAAGGAGAUGACGUGGAAACCGAGGACUGUACUCCAACUGUAAGUGAUUUACAUCUUUUGAGAUAUUGUAAGAUUGAAAACAGGCCAAAAAGUAAGUAGGAGUGAUCAUUUUCUUUAGGGCUGCGAGAUCCAAGAACGUGACGAGCCAAUGUCGACCGAACGAGAAAGCCGAGAUCUGACCAAAGAAGAUGAAGACCCAGUCCUAAGUUGUUAUUGGUCAGAAUGGACCGAUUGGGGUCAUUGUGGCAAAGAUCUACUACGAAAGCGAACUCGUUUAUGUGUAGGCUUAAAGGCUUUGUUGACUAAUUGCGAAUGUAUGGGAGCGUCUGUCCAACAAACGGCAUGCAGCAGUCCCAACUUGGACAAAGCUCCAUCGGCCGCAGUAUUGGCAGUGAGCCGAGACAUACUACAAGAUCGAUUGGAUGACAAGAAGAUACGAAACACGAAGAGACAUAACAGUUAUGAUGAGGACAAGGAUAACAAAUUGGAUUCGUUAGAUUCUUGUGAAUGGUUGAGUUGGACGGAAUGGACACAAUGUAACGCACCGUGCGAUGGGGAGGGGGAGCGAAUGAGGCAUAGGACGUGUCCUUGCAGGUAGGACAUUCAUUUUUAAAUUUUUGUUGUUAUAAGUGACCCUAUGUCCAGUUAUAUAUCGCGUACAUUUAAAAAUUUACCAUAGCCCAUCUAAACUUAAAAGACCUCUAAAAUUCUUCUAUAUCUUCUACUACGAAGAAUGUAUGUAACAUAACGUUUGAUAAUACAAAAAAUGUUGUAGAACGUGCAAAAGUGGCCUGAAGGAACAAAUCGAGUCUUGUCGAGGUGACCCUUGCCUAGCGGCGACAAAUCACAAGAAAUACCCGUUUGAUGAGUAA